AUGAGCGAGGUGGAGGUGCUGCGCGCGGACCCCGAGAAUGCGGCGCCGGCCAGCGACGGCAAUCUCCUGCGCGAGGAGUUCAGGCAGCUGUGCGACCUCGUGGCCCACAAGACCGGCUUCCAGCCGUCCGACAACCAGCAUCUGAUAGACGUGUUUCGGUUCUAUGACAAGAACGGCAACGGAUUCAUCGAACAAGAAGAGCUGUUUCCGAUGGUGUGCGAGCUCCUCGGCUGGGACAAGGAGGAGAUGGCGUCGAAGAGGGACGGCGUAAUCGCGGAGUUUCUCUCGAACAACGACCUGAACAACGACGGCCGCGUCGACUACGUGGAGUUCGUGCGGUACGUCCUCCGGCAGGACUCGACCGCGUGGGAGGAGGCCGUGCGGCAGUCCUUCGAGGCCAUGGACGUCAACGGGGACGGCUUCAUCGAUGCCAGCGAGCUCGCGGCCAAGCUGGCAGACCACGGCUGCGCGGGCGACGCCGUGGCGGACAUGCUCAAGGAGCUCGACAGGGACCAGGACGGCAAGGUGUCGUACCUGGAGUUCCUCGGCAGCACGAUCUUCGGGUCGCUGACCCCGCAGGCGCAGCUGGUGGCCAUGUUCAAAAACAGCAUGGGGCGCCGGGAGGCGGAGGAGAAGGAGAUGGACCCCGGGGAGGCGGCGUGGUCCAAGCUGAGCGCGAGGCGGCAGAAGAAGGUCCUGCGGGCGUUCAGGACCUUUGACACGAACGGGGACGGGACCGUGGACAAGAAGGAGCUGAAGCGCAUGCUGCGCGCAAUGGGUUUGAACCCGACGGACCGGGACGCGGAGCGCUACCUGCAGGAAUGCGACAUGGACGGCGACGGCACGCUCGACCAGUACGAGUUCACCAUCCUGCUGGAGCUCGCCGAGUCGCUGGUGAACCCGGCGAAGGAGGAGGAGCGCGUGCGCAAGGCGCUUGCCGUGUACGACACCAACGGGGACGGCAGGAUCAGCGCGGGGGAGCUGAAGGCGAUUCUGACGGCGAGGGGCCACUCAGAGGCGCUGACGGACGAGGAGGCGGAGCGCAUCCUGUCGAAGUUUGACAAGGACGGGGACGGGCACGUGGCGGCGGAGGAGAUCGCGCGGUACCUGCUGCACGGCGGCAUGUAG
Pedinophyceae sp. YPF-701 is the source of this 1128-nucleotide messenger RNA. NCBI's taxonomy places the organism in Eukaryota, Viridiplantae, Chlorophyta, Pedinophyceae. The record is from the annotation of a GenBank genome assembly.